Messenger RNA from Trichoderma breve, 690 nucleotides. RefSeq names its product isochorismatase family domain-containing protein. The coding region runs from base 1 to 690 and encodes 229 amino acids. NCBI's taxonomy places the organism in Eukaryota, Fungi, Ascomycota, Sordariomycetes, Hypocreales, Hypocreaceae. The transcript has a single exon. The record is from RefSeq and is a predicted model, not a curated record.
AUGUCAUCAUCACCUUUCUUCAUUCCGGUGGACCUUGCACACACGGCUCUCCUUCUUUCAGAUGUGCAGACACAAAUUUUGAAGCGUUUUUUGCCUGAAAUUCAGAAACAGUAUCUUGAUAACAUCAAAACUCUCCUUGGAUUCUUCCGAGAUGAAAUAUCUCAGCGUCGAUCCAAUCAAGACACCGCAAUACGAAGUGCACCUUACGAAGGCGUGCCUCUUAUUGUUCACCACACCCUGCCGUUCAACGUCAACUCAAAUUCCUUUGUAUCGCCCUACAACAAGCUCAGUAAAUGGGUAAAACAACUCGAGGAUGUUGGUUAUUUCGCAAACGCACCCUCUGAUCCUCAUCAUCCAUACUAUGGUAUUCCAGAUGAGAUUGUACCACCGGGCGGUUGGGGCGGAAAGGACGAAAUUGUCUUGGGAAAGUUGCAACCAAGCUGCUUUGGUACAUCUGAUUUGCAAUCGUAUCUACGUGCACGUGGCAUUCGGCAUGUUGUCCUGGUAGGACUGACGACCAUGGGGAGUAUCUUGGGUUCAGCAAGAGCGGGAGCGGACUUGGAUUAUCACAUUAUCUGUGUAGAAGAGGGUAUCGUCGACGAUGAUCCAGAAAUUCACAAGUUUCUGAUGUCAAAGGUACUCCCAAAGUUUGUUGAUGUAGUUGAGCUGAAGGAUAUAUUGGGAUUGUAG